AAUAGGAAAAAACUUUCACGGCUGCUUUGUGGCUGCUCUCCAGCCUUUCCUUUAGCUGGGCUGGUCGCAUUGUGAACAGGAGUUGCUCUUAGCUGAAGCUGCUCCUGCUUUGCAGCGUCCCACCCUCCCACAUCCAGCCUCUCCGUAGUGUUUAUUUCUUUUCCUGCUGUGGAUGCAGGCUGCAGACGUGCGGAUACCGGGAAGGUGCAGCAGAUGCUGGGCUUCAUCCCCCAGCCCACUGAGCGAACGAGCAGCUUGGCUUCGGUCCCAUCCCACCCCGCCCGCCGAUGCUGAACCCGGCACUUGUGACAGGGAAAGGCAGCAGCAGGCAGAGGAGCCUGAGACACCUUCAGAAAAGCACACAAGACAUGGAGCCCUUGAUGAGGAGAUGCUGCUCUCACUGCUGAUCCGUACUACACCUGCUUCUUUCCCUCCUAUCAUGGGAGGGACAGACAUCCAGGGCAGCAAAGCCAGGAGCCCCAGCUCACCCUGGGAGCUCAUCUCUGCAGGUCAGAAGAAGAUACUGAGGCCAGGGUGUUUUCUGGCACAAGAGCCAGUGCAGGAGGCCAGGGCAGGAGGAGGCAGCACUGGAGUCAGGCCGUUCCAAGCACUGUCUGAUGAAGAGGGUGAAGUCCCAACAGCCUCAAACUGCCCUUUGAUACCACGCCUGGGUUUUGUCCAUGUGUUUCCCCCUGAGGAAUAUCUUGUUCUGCAGGGUCUCUGUCUGCAUUGGCCAUUCAUGGAUUUCAGCAGUGCAAAUCAUUUCGAUGCCUGCAUAGCUCUGAAACAAAGCAGCCAUUUCUUCCUCCACUGCUCAGCCUGGUCCUUCUGCUGGAGAUAAUUCAUGUGCCUGCUGUUCUCAUCCAUCCCUGGAAAGGGGGAGGGCUGGGCUAUGUUUAAUAAAAAAUAUCUUAUACUGUUUACUGACCAAGAGUUGUUCGACAGAUGCUCCAUUCUUAGCCAUGCUUAAAUUAUUCCCUAAGCAAACAAUGCAAACUGCACACUUCAUCUUACCCAACACAAAAAUAAACAGAACACGCAAAAUACAUGGUUCUGGUUUAAGUUCCCAUAUAAAGAAUACUGAUUUCUUCUUUGCUUAAAUAUUUUCUGCAUAAUGUUUGCUCGGUGAUUUAUUCUUUCACUGGCUACAACAAAUUAAAUGUCAAAACCUGUUUAUUUUAUGAAUUUUUAAGACUAAUAGUGAGUCUUCUAUUUCAGCUUAAAUAAUGUUGUUCAUGAGAUGCCUCUUGAUGGAUUGUAUAAAUAAAGCCAGAUACAGAGAUUAAAAAAAACAAGAGCUAGUUUUUUUCCUCCUUUUUUUUAGUUUACCAAAGAAGCAAGUGAAUAAAGAAAACAGCUCUAUUUUCCCUAAAACUUUUGUAGACAUAAGAAAGGACACUACCUGCAAGAUCACUGCAGAUCUGCUUUGCUGCUUUUGGGUCUCUCCUACCACAUCCUGCUGUGUUCCGUCUUGCCAAGAGGCUGGAGGGGAUGGAGCUGGGGUGUCCCAGGGCACUGGGACCAGCCCACUCCAUGUCCCAGUAUGGCCCAGGCUCCGAGGGCCCCU
Molecule: messenger RNA, 1567 nt
Organism: Corvus hawaiiensis (hawaiian crow)
Lineage: Eukaryota; Metazoa; Chordata; Aves; Passeriformes; Corvidae
Exons: 5
Coding region: 173-841 (222 amino acids)
Source: RefSeq, a predicted model, not a curated record